This is a messenger RNA of Lathyrus oleraceus (garden pea), 495 nucleotides long. RefSeq lists its product as uncharacterized. NCBI's taxonomy places the organism in Eukaryota, Viridiplantae, Streptophyta, Magnoliopsida, Fabales, Fabaceae. The coding region runs from base 1 to 495 and encodes 164 amino acids. The transcript has 2 exons. The record is from RefSeq and is a predicted model, not a curated record.
AUGUCUUCAUAUGCUAAAUUCUUGAAAGAGAUAUUGACCAACAAAAAUAAUCUCGAUGAAGAUGGAACGAUGACGCUGAUUGAAGAGUGCAUCGCUAUAAUCCAGAAUAAGAUUCCAUCAAAAUUAAAAGAUCCAAGGAGCUUCUCAAUUCCCUAUGUUAUCGGUAAAUACAUCAUCGACAAAGCUUUGUGCAAAUUAGGAUCCAUUGUAAGCUUAACUCCUCUUUCUAUCUUAAUGGACAUUAAAAAAGAUAAUCAUAUCCCAAUCUUAUUAGGUAGACCAUUCUUAGCCACUACUGGAGCUAUAAUAGAUGUAAAGAUAGGAAAGCUUACCUUCGAGGUUGCUGAGGAAAAGAUCGAAUUUAUCUUAUCUCAAUUAAUGAAAACUCCUUCCAUAGAUGACACAUGUUUCUUUGCAGAUAUAAUAGAUGAGUGCAUCAAGAAGUUGAAAUCAGAGGCACCACCAACAGAAGAGUUGAAUGCGCCUCCGACAUGA